ACAAGGUUGAUAGUUUGUGAAGGAUCGGAGGCGGCUGCUUUCCCUAAUACGUAUCGGAAAUUAUUACAGAAGAUGCAAGACCGACUCGGUUUUCCCCUGCUUCGCCGCCUCUAGACAUAUGUGUGCAUCGUCACCUCCUCUAAUCCCCUCACGCUGCCCUUACGAGAUCGAGUAGUCGAGCUAGUAACCAGCUAAUCGUCCGUAAUAUUUCGAAUUUCCUUGGGUUCUGCUAGCCGCCCGUCCGUCCGUGCGAUCACCCGGCCCAGGCCUAGCGGCGGCGAUGGCAGCCCCCCUUGAUCUCUCACUGUUCCGGCGAUUGUUGCGGCUCUUGCCAGAGGUAGAAAGCCCCAGCGACAGCAUCCUCAUCCCUUCCCGGCACAAGGCAGAGUACACGGCCGCCUCGCUCCUAAUCUUCUUAGCCGGCAGCCAUCUGCCCCUGUACCAGCUCCACGGGAUCGCCAACACCACCUCGGCUGAUGAUCAUCAUCGGGGCGAGCAGCAGCUGCAGCUCUACCGGAACCAGGCGGCGUACGCGUCGACACGCGGCACCUUGAUGGUCUCCGGCGUGCUGCCGCUCCUGCUGUCCGAGGCGGCGGCACACCUCCUCUGAGGGCUCCACGUCGUCAGGCGCGACGAGGCGAACCGCGUCCUCCUGCACGGCCCGCUGCAGAAACUGCUGGCGCUGGCGCUCUCCGCCCCCAUGGCAGCCGGCGCCGCGGGGGAACAUGUCGGCGUGGGGAACAACGCGGUCCUGGCCGCCCUGCAGCUCUUGUUCGGCGGCGUCAGCGUCGUCUACCUCAGACGAGGUCCUUAGAAAGGGUUACGGCCUGUUACCUGCUGUCCCAUUGUUCACUGCCGCCAACAUUUGCGUAAGUCUUUUGCUCAAGGCACUCACGGGCGUGCAUGGAGACCUCAUGGCGACGUUUGCCUUCUUUCUGCUUGUGCUGCACCUGCAAGGCUUCCAUGUUCCCUUGCCACCGCUGAGAAAGACGAUGCCAGAUGGCAAGCCGUGUGAGCUGCAGGCUAGCUACAGAGUCAACAAAUCGUACCUCGCAUGUGCACCCAUCAUCUUCCAAGGCCUACUCCUUUCAAACACGUGUUUCAUCUCAGAGGUUUAUCGUUGCAGGGAUUAUACGCUGCAUUUGGGGGAAAUAAGCUGGUCAAAUCUGCUCGGUAAGUGGGAGAGAUCAAAACAAUUUGGAAAACUGAUUCCAGUCAGCGGGAUGGCCUACUACCUGACUACACCACCAACCUGGGCUGACGCCACAAGUGACCUUAUAAAUGUAUGCAUCUAUGAUGUCUUUCUGCUCAUGGGAUGCGCUCUUGUCUCUGCGGCUUGGUUCAGAAUCCGUGCAUGUGCACAAAGAUAUCAGGCCCGUUUGCUUGGGCCUGAGACGAUUUCUUUCAACCAAUGGACGCGUCAUGUCAUCAGGGGUUGCAUUUACCGUGGGAUUUUGCAUUGGUGCGCUGACCCUCCUGGCGGGAUUCAUGGGCGUAAUUGGCUCUGGCACUGGAAUUAUGCUCGCCGUGACCAUCAUAUAUUCUAACUUUAAGUUAGACAACAUAGCUUCCAGGACUGGUUCAUUUGGACUUUGAGAUUGUUGAAAUUGUAGUCUGACUAGAGGUUGGGGAGCUUGCCACGUCUCCUGAUCCGAACAUUUUUCAGAGCAGUGAUUUGUUCACUAGCAGGCCGGAAACAACUUUAGACUGUUCCUUAUUUGUUACAGUAGAGAUCGUGCCUUUUCUA
Messenger RNA from Brachypodium distachyon (stiff brome), 1747 nucleotides. Its product is annotated as protein transport protein Sec61 subunit alpha-like. NCBI's taxonomy places the organism in Eukaryota, Viridiplantae, Streptophyta, Magnoliopsida, Poales, Poaceae. Gene Ontology annotation, biological process: SRP-dependent cotranslational protein targeting to membrane, translocation; post-translational protein targeting to membrane, translocation. The transcript has 5 exons. Gene Ontology annotation, molecular function: ribosome binding; signal sequence receptor activity; transmembrane protein transporter activity. Bases 726 to 1547 code for a protein of 273 amino acids. The record is from RefSeq and is a predicted model, not a curated record. Gene Ontology annotation, cellular component: Sec61 translocon complex; membrane.